Perca flavescens (yellow perch) is the source of this 2064-nucleotide messenger RNA. RefSeq names its product chondroitin sulfate proteoglycan 5a (gene cspg5a). Gene Ontology annotation, biological process: cell projection morphogenesis. Gene Ontology annotation, cellular component: synapse. NCBI's taxonomy places the organism in Eukaryota, Metazoa, Chordata, Actinopteri, Perciformes, Percidae. The record is from RefSeq and is a predicted model, not a curated record. The transcript has 6 exons. Bases 451 to 2064 code for a protein of 537 amino acids.
UGCCGAGCGAGCUGCCCUCCGCCGUGCGUUUGUUUGCGUCUCAGCCACAAAGUGCCCAAAGCACCGAUCUGUUCCGAGCCCAACCAAGUCGAGCCGAGCCGAGCCGAGCCGAGCCACGGCGUGCGUCUGCGCCCCACACGCUCCCCCCGCCUCCACCACCACCACUCCACCCUCGCCGUCUCCGACCGCCGUUCUGUGGCAAUGGAGCCGUAACCAACCUCAUUGUGCUUUAACUGAGCCGAGCGUGUGGAACAGCGACGGAUCCAGCGGAGACCAAGCGGCUAUGGAGGAGCAGCGCAGCCAGGCUGGAGUCUAGACUGCACGCAAAUCAACACACCCGGAUUACUUUUUGCAACAUUUUUUUGAACUCUAAUAUCACUAUUUGAACAGGGAUUUCCUUUAUUUUAUUUUUUUCGUCCGAUAAUAUUAUUCUGUCAUUGCACGGCGAGGAUGCAGGGGAAGGAGGCGAGCUUUUGCACGGGAUGCUGGAGACUAGCGCUGCUGUCGUGCGUCCUGGCACUGUACUUGAUCCCGCUGGCUGUCCACGGGAAUGCUGUUGGGACCAAUGCCACUGAGCUGGACAGCGUGGCCAACGUUACCUCCCUGCUCAGCGAGGAGGAGGGGCCCGUUAAGGUCAACGAGGCCGUCCUCGCGGUAACCGGGAUGAGCAGCUCGGCCAGUCCAGACACUGUGACCCCGAGGGCGGGCCGGAUCCCCCGCGCCGGCGAGGAAGACGAGCAGAGCAGCGGCAUGUUUGCUGAAACGUUGGUCCCUGCGUUGGAAGAAGUGAGCGUGGCAGCCCCGCCACAGAUCAGCCCUGAUUCGGCUGAGACGGAGCUCCUGCUGCCUAGCAACCCACGCGGUCAGGACGUCGUGGCAAGCGAAGAGGAGGAGGAGAAGGAGGAGGAGGAGGAUGAGGAGCGUCUGCCAAACACCGACCCGCCUUGGAUCCACGCCAAGGACACAGCCGUGUUUGACCUGGAUCACCUGUUCACCACCACCGCCCAGCCCUCGGCCCCCACCAACCCCACCAACCCCACCAACCCCUCCAACCCCGACGUCCUCCACGUGGACUUCUUCGACCCCUCCUCUCGUGGACGCGGCCUCGACCUGGCCCCGCCGUCGCCAUCAUCACUGGCCCAUGAGCUGCAGGGAGGCGACCCGACCUCCUGGGCGAUGCCGGACAACUACGACUACCUCACCCCCUACGAGGAUGGCGUGUCCCCCACUGCUGAUGAGUACACCUACAGCACCACGACCGACACCUACGAGAGCGACGAAGACCUCCGCCUCCCUGCUGGGUCUCCAGCUCGCUCCAAGCCCCGAGUGCCAGCGUCUGGCCCCUUCAUCCCUGGGGCCGCACGUCCGGGCGUGGGAGCUCCGGUACCAAACGUCCCCGGGGCGGCUCCUCCAGCGGCCUCACCGGUGGACGGGUCAGACGGGAUGGGUGGAUGCCGUGUGGGCUACCAGAUGGUGAACGGAAGUUGCCGCUCGCCCUGCGACAUGCAGCCCAACUACUGCUUCAACGGGGGACAGUGUUACCUGCUGGAGGGCAUGGGAGUCUUCUGCAGAUGUAACGUCCAGGAUUACAUCUGGCACAAGGGUGCUCGCUGCGACUCGGUGGUGACCGAGUUCCAGGUGAUGUGUCUGGCCGUGGGCACCUCGGCUCUGGUGGUCCUGCUGCUCUUCAUGAUCGUCGUCUGCUUCGCCAAGAAGCUCCACGUGCUCAAGACGGAGAACAAGAAGCUGCGCAAGCGCAGCAGUAAGUACCGGCCUUCAUCGGAGCAGCACAAUGAUAAUUUCUCGCUGUCCACCAUCGCUGAGGGCUCCCACCCAAAUAAAACCAUGAGCAGAUACACCUGGGAGUGUAAGACCAAAGAGGAGUCCGACUGUGAGGAUGAUCCUAAUUCCCAGAACAAACUUGAGGACCCGGUGAAGGCCCCACCCAAGGAGGACGACUCCCUCAACAUCCACAACUCUCUGACCCCCAAACACGAGAACCACAAGGUCCUGGGCGAGGAGAACUCCUCGGAGGUAAACUCACUGCAGAACAACAUGAUGUGA